Eruca vesicaria subsp. sativa (arugula) is the source of this 1540-nucleotide messenger RNA. NCBI's taxonomy places the organism in Eukaryota, Viridiplantae, Streptophyta, Magnoliopsida, Brassicales, Brassicaceae. The record is from the annotation of a GenBank genome assembly.
CUGCCAUUUCGCCUCUCCAGGAAAGAUCGCAGAAAAAUAAUGGGGAUUGAGCUCAGAUAUGAACUUUGCACUUGUUUUCACCACAAAUGUAGUUCGUAAAGCUUAUCGCUUUCUCUUCCCCUCCAGAAGAUUCUGCAACGGCAACUUCAAUAAUACUGACGAAGAAUCCGAUUUAGGGUUUCCUCAUUUAGAAGAUCGAGAAGAAACCUCUGUUCGGAGUGCGUCUCGUGUUCUCGAGGCAUUACAGCGAGAAGACCCUGUUUUCAACACAAAGUCAUCAGCUUUAGAUGAACUGAAUGUUAGACUCUCAGGGCUUCUCGUUAGAGACGUUCUUGUAGGGAUCUUGAGAAACUUGCGUUGUGAUGAUGAUAAUAACAAGACUAGAUGUGCUAAAGCAGCUUACAGAUUCUUUAAUUGGUCUAGAGAAAAGGAAUGUUUCAGGCACACGGUUGAUUCUUAUCAUUUGCUUAUGAAGAUAUUUGCGGAGUGUGGUGAGUAUAAGGCAAUGUGGAGGUUAGUUGAUGAGAUGGUUCAAGACGGGUAUCCGACGACGGCCAGGACGUUUAAUCUCUUGAUUUGUAGUUGCGGUGAAGCAGGUCUUGCGAAACAAGCUGUUGUGCAGUUUAUUAAGUCUAAGAGUUUUAACUACAGGCCUUUUAAGCAUUCUUAUAACGCGAUUUUGAAUGCUCUGCUUGGUGUGAAGCAGUAUGGUUUGAUUGAGUGGGUUUAUGAGCAGAUGAUAGAAGACGGGUUUUCGCCGGAUGUGGUGACUUAUAAUGUCCUCAUGUGGACAAACUAUAGGUUAGGGAAGAUGGAUAGAUUUGAUAGGCUGUUUGAUGAGAUGGGUAGAGAUGGUUUGUGUCCAGAUUUGUAUACGUUCAACAUUUUGCUGCAUAUCUUGGGGAGAGGGAACAAACCGUUAGCUGCGUUGACUACAUUGAACCAUAUGAAGGAAGUUGGGAUCGAGCCGAGUGUUAUUCACUUCACUACUUUGAUAGAUGGUCUGAGCCGUGCAGGGAAUCUAGAAGCGUGCAAGUACUUUCUUGAUGAGAUGGUGAAAGUUGGGUGCACGCCUGAUGUUGUUUGUUACACGGUUAUGAUCACAGGGUAUGUUGUAGCCGGAGAGCUGGAGAAGGCCAAGGAGAUGUUCAGUGAGAUGACAAGUAAAGGGCAGUUGCCGAAUGUUUUCACAUACAACUCGAUGAUUCGUGGGUUGUGUAUGGCUGGAGAGUUCAGAGAGGCGUGUUGGUUGCUAAAGGAGAUGGAAUCUAGAGGGUGUAACCCGAAUUUUGUAGUGUAUAGUACAUUGGUGAGCUGUUUAAGAAGAGCAGGGAGGCUUGGAGAGGCUCGCAAAGUAAUAAGAGAUAUGGUGAAGAAAGGACAUUAUGUUCAUUUAGUUCCAAAGAUGAUGAAAUAUAGGAGAUGAUGUAAGUGGUAUUGUUUUCUCGUUUUUUGUUAAUUGAGGUUGUUGUUUCUCUCAUUUGCCAUAGUUUUGUAACUUGCAUUCUUGUUCUUUUCUCAAAGAAAGUUUGAUCACUGA